UCCUGUCAAAGAGAGGUAGUAAAAGUCAUUGAGGACACAGAGCCUGACAAAUAAAUUAUAACUAGUGACAGUGCUGUCGGUAAAUUAAGCAACACAAAAAUUAUGCCAAACAUUGUCGCAUUAAAGCUCAGCGCCAGCUAUCCUGUACUGGCUGGGAUCCAGGAGGAGGGCAGUUGGCUGGCCCUGGAUCAAUUGGCUCUGCAGCAACAAAUCAAUGCAAAUUUCAUUUUCCACGCGAUUUCCAACUACAAGAAGACCCCAUCCGAGCGAAAAACGCUGGACUUCAUUGCCAAAAAAUGGCUGCAGCUCCAGAUGCUGUGGCGCGAGUUCCGGCUGAGGGAUAAGCAAAUACGACGCGGCCACAAGGAUGCACGCUGGCUGGAUCACGGCUACUUCCAGCAGGAGCUGUACGAGCUGGUCCGUGAGAAAUAUAUGGCGGCUCGCGGCUGCCUCGGUCGCGACAAAAGAAAUCUGAGCACUGGCAUACUUGGUCAGCCGGAGCACCCAUAGUGUUUAUUCAGUCGCCGAGCCGGGGCACUGAAAGCCCGAAAAGCGCCCUUAUAAAAGCAGAAAAAAUGCCAGCAGGAAGAGGAUGGCCGGAAUAAGAAGUGGAUACAGACGUGUGAAAACUUAUUUUGCUGAAAAGCAGGCAUUCGUAUGUGGCAUCCACUGAAUCAACAGUUCGAGCCGAGAUGAUAUCCGUAUCCGUCAACAGAGAUUCCACCUCCGCUCCUGAUCCCGUUCCCACUGGCCCCACCUACGACAAUGGGCAAUCAAUCUGACUGGUCGUCAUCUAUACCCUAUGAUUGAUUGCACUCGGCCAAUGCUUAUCACAAUUACUAUGGUUUGCCCAAGGGUUAUACCAGUCAUGAUGACGUCGUUUGAAGUGGCGAGCUGUGACUUCUUCCCUUGGACAAAUACCCGAAGGAAGCAUAUUCUAUUAUUUUUUAAGUUGUAAAGAAAUAUUAAACGUAUUCAAAAGUAAA
This is a messenger RNA of Drosophila kikkawai, 986 nucleotides long. RefSeq lists its product as uncharacterized. NCBI's taxonomy places the organism in Eukaryota, Metazoa, Arthropoda, Insecta, Diptera, Drosophilidae. The record is from RefSeq and is a predicted model, not a curated record.